UCACAUUCUGAGUUUCUUACUCAAACCUUGAGCGAGAGACCGAUCGAGAUACCAAUUAAGGACAUCUAGCAGACAUGGCCACUGCUGCUACUUCAUUGAAGAUGCCCGUUUUGGCCGCACUCUUGCUGCUCCUAGCCGUGGCGUGCCGGGCCAGCCCGUACUACCCUCUGGAGCUUGGGUACUACCGUUACAAGUGCCCCCAGGCCGAGACCAUUGUGAAGACUGUCAUGGAGAAGGCCAUCGGCCAGAACCCCGGCAAUGGCGCCGCCCUCAUCCGGAUGCUCUUCCACGACUGCUUCGUCGAGGGCUGUGAUGCUUCCGUGCUUCUGGACCCGACCCCGUUCAGCCCGACGCCGGAGAAGCUCAGCCCGCCCAACAACCCGAGCCUGCGCGGCUUCGAGCUGAUCGACGCGAUCAAGGACGCGCUCGAGGCUGCCUGCCCCGGAGUCGUCUCCUGCGCCGACAUCAUCGCCUUCGCGGCCCGCGACGCGUCCUACUUCCUGAGCCACGGCAGGGUCUACUUCGACAUGCCGGCGGGCCGCCUCGACGGCACCUUCUCCAACGCCUCCGAGCCGCUCAAGUUCCUGGUCCCGCCGACGUCCAACCUCAGCGCCCUCAUCUCCAGCUUCGUCGUCAAGGGGAUGUCGGUGGAGGACCUGGUCGUCCUCUCCGGCGCGCACACCGUCGGCCGGUCCCACUGCUCGUCCUUCGUCCCCGAUCGCCUCGCCGUCCCCUCCGACAUCAACCCGGGGCUGGCUGGGUUCCUCAGGGGCCGCUGCCCGGCCAACCCGACGAGCAGCGACGACCCGACGGUGAUGCAGGACGUGGUGACGCCCAACGACAUGGACAACCAGUUCUACAAGAACGUGCUGUCGCACACCGUGCUGUUCACCUCCGACGCGGCGCUCCUGACGUCGCCGGAGACUGCCAAGCUGGUGGUGGACCACGCCAAGAUCCCCGGGUGGUGGGAGGACAGGUUCAAGAAGGCCAUGGUCAAGAUGGCCAGCAUCCAAGUGAAGACCGGGUACCAGGGGCAGGUAAGGAAGAACUGCAGAGCGAUCAACCACUACUAGUUGAUCACUUGCAGGUUUAAUUUGCACCGUACCGGUGCAACCUGAAAGAUCGUUCUUGAGAAAAAAAACUUGGUGAAGGAUCAAUCUGUUCAGUUGUUGAUUUUUUAUUCAUGAGUUGCAGCGUAUUGUUGUAGUGUCAAGUGCUGUUCGUUAUUGUUAUCUUUGUGUUUUCGUCAUUUGCCUUUGUUUGAUUUCUUCAAAGCCUGAGAGGUAGUGUACGUGAUUCUUUGGUUUGUGUUUCUGUAUUCGGAAUCUAUGAAAAAUAAAGUUGAAUAUAUAAGUUCAGUUUGUAUAA
Molecule: messenger RNA, 1368 nt
Organism: Panicum hallii
Lineage: Eukaryota; Viridiplantae; Streptophyta; Magnoliopsida; Poales; Poaceae
Product: peroxidase 2-like
Exons: 2
Coding region: 75-1073 (332 amino acids)
Biological process (GO): response to oxidative stress; hydrogen peroxide catabolic process
Cellular component (GO): plant-type cell wall; plasmodesma
Molecular function (GO): heme binding; peroxidase activity
Source: RefSeq, a predicted model, not a curated record